Messenger RNA from Colletotrichum destructivum, 471 nucleotides. RefSeq lists its product as uncharacterized. Lineage: Eukaryota; Fungi; Ascomycota; Sordariomycetes; Glomerellales; Glomerellaceae. Bases 1 to 471 code for a protein of 156 amino acids. The transcript has a single exon. The record is from RefSeq and is a predicted model, not a curated record.
AUGCACCACUUCGUCCUCGCUCAGAUCCUCUUGGCGGUCUCCGUCCUGUCCAACGGCGCCCUCGCCAAGGCCCUCGUCGUCCGUCAGACCCCGCCCACGACCGGCCAGCCCACCGCCAUCUCGUGCGGCGAGUACUCCCGCAUCGCCAACCUCUCCACCGUCGGCGCCAACAGCACCUACCGCGCCACCUUCUUCGACGCCUCGCCCGCCGGCAACAGCUUCAACGCUGCCGUCCUUGACGCCGCCAUCGCCAAGCUGCCCUCCGUCAUCAUGGACCGCGCACUCAACGAGGCCUGCGGCAACCUGACCGCCCUCGCCAUCCAGGAGGCCGCCAACAACUUCACCAUCCGCACCGUCCUGCAGUUCUCCAACAUCCCGCCCGCCGAGCCCCUCGACACCUCCCUCCACAUCAUCUUUGUCUGCGCGGCCGCCCUCACUUUCAUGACCGGCACCUGGGUGGCCAUGCCGUGA